ACGCACGUACAACAGUACACGCACAGAGCAGACGAUUCAUACUGUGAGUCUGUCAGUCAAUCCACUUGACCCACGCCACUCCGACCCCACCCCGGCCACCCCCACCACACACCAUGCUUCAUGCAUCCAUCCAUCCAUCCAUCAACCAAGAUAUCUGUCUCCUGGCAACCCUGCCGGGUGCGUCUGUUGCUGUGGCCAGCCAGACUGCUGCAGACAGGACGGCUGUCUCUGUACACACGAGAUACGAGAUGACAUUCACCAAGCAGUCACAUCUCGAGGCAACUACAAAGCAUUUCAGCUGCCCUCGAGCCACUCACAGCACUUCCACACAGAUGUUUGUAUGCACCUGAGGCCUUCAGACGAGCCGGCCAAAGCGGUGCAUUUAUGAACAAAAAUAUGGAUAUGCACACACACACACAAAAAAAAUGUAUAUGCGUUGCAGGCACCGGCGACACAGAGACGCGUACAUUACACGUCGUGUGUGCGCGCACAGCAGAUCGAGUGUGUUUCCGUCAACCACAAAAAAUAAAUGCUGCCUCACUCGCAGCACGAAAAAUAAAUCGACAGAUACCCAACACGAAAAAUAAAUGCACGCGCGUCGACUACGACGCAGCGGAAGAGUGCUGGCAGGCAGCCAUGGCGGCCACGGCGUCAUAAACGGCCUCGGCCGACACGGACAAUCCCACACUGUCCUUCUCGUCACUGCUCAGCCGAUGCCAAUCGACACGCAUGAGAUGAUGGCAGGGGGGCGUCAGAGCGGCCGUGUGGGAGUCGCUCUGCAAAUGCGAUUGGGUCGAGCUGACGGGCGACACCGAGCCGGUCAUAGGCAAAUCAUCUGCUGCAUGGCCACAUGGCGUCUCGACCACUGUGGGCGCCAGACUCGCGAAGAUUUCCGGAAUGGCCUCCUGCAUCCAACGAACACAUGAGCACAUACACUCGCAUAUACACUGGCAUACAAAUCUCUGGCUGACCGGUGGGCUGCCUUUCUCGAUGAGUGUUCGUUUGGCCUUGCGGAACGCCUCAUAGAGCCCCCGCCACCCGCCGGUGUGCUGCUGGUCUGUCGACGCCUCGGUGUCGGCCUUCUCCAAAUCACUGCCGUCGGCCAUCCCGCUGAGGGCCGCCUGGUGAAUCUGCUCUCUGCUGACGAGCUCGUCCACCACAUAGCACAAGUUGGCCUGGAGGUCGUGUAAUGUGAUGCCCUCAGACACCUCAACGCUGACAUAAUAAUACCCAGGCAGGCAGGCAGCGCUGACAUGAUGGACAGAGGAGAGGACAGAAGAUGAGAGAGCGGUCUCAAUGGCCAUACAUGUGUGUGUGGUGCGGACCUGUCCGCUGGUUGUGUUUCGAUGUGGGAGGCCCCCAGCUUGCCGGACUCCAGUCGUGUUGACACUGAACGCAUCACCAUCAUCACGUGUGUGUGUGUGUGGUCGAUAUCAUGAUUCUUAAGUAGCAAGCUGACCUUUGUCGGAGUGCUGGUUGCGAAGUAUAUUGGAGAGGUCGCUCGUCCGCAUGUGCCGCCAACCCUGGACACACAGGUCGGCCGAUCAUACGCACGGAGGGGUUCUCUUUCCUUUGCCUUACGGUGGCUUCGCGGUCGUCGGGUCUCGGCAGAUGGACGACCACGUAGCCCUGUCGACGGCUUUGCAUCUCCACUCGCCUUUGCCGCAGGCUCUGCACCAGGAACGCAUGGCUCCACAGAAACUCAUGGCUGAACAAACCACCAGACACACAGACACGCCAAGAGAGCGUCAUUCGCUAUGCAUUCCUGUGCGAGUGUGCUUACAAGUCGCCGGGCACGUGAGUGAGUUUGAGUCUCUCGACAGCGUCCUGCACGGACGCUGACGUCAGCUGCAUGGCCGUCACCACACGAUGGACCGGACGGCCGACAGACGGAUGGCACCCCACUGAUACAGCAGCGGCAGCAGCAGGGGUAUGGCCCUCGGUAGAGAGGGCCGCGCUGGACCAGUCAUAGAAGACCUUCGGCGAGAUGCGCCGUUUCUCCUCCUCUCUGCGGAUGAGCCACGACAUAAGGCAGCCCGUCACACAACCAGACAUCAAACGAGCUGCAAACGAUAUGAGACAACACACGCAGACAGAUGGAAGAAUGAUGAUAAUCCUGUGCUCUUCCGCUGCCCACCGAAAGCCUUUUUGCGGUCGGUGAGUGCCGUGUAUCGGUAGCCCACUUGCAGCAGACCAUACCGACAUAUCUGCGCCGCCAGCAUGAUAUAAUGCACCAAGUUUGCGACAAUGGCAACCAGCACGAGGCCGAUCGUCAGCUCCAGAGAGGUCCCCUCGGGCAGCAUAACGACAAAGUGCAUCACGAACAGCGACAUGAGCCACACCAGCAGACCCCGCAGCUCGGUCCGAUUGAGAAUGUCCAUGCUGCCUCCAUCGAAUGGCCAAACAGCGAAUUGCAGCGCCAGACACACAGCGGCUACCACCGUCCAGCCCAGCAGCUGUUGGCGGGGCUGAGCCGUUGCUUGCUGUGCGAUCAACAACACCAAUACACGUCUCAUCGCAAGCACAGCGUCCCAAUAGUAGAAGUUUUUGCGAUACCCGACAUAUAGGAAGCCGACCCUUCGGCGCGUGCGAUAGUUCUGCAGGCCCUCUCUGUGCCGCCACAGAAAUGCCACGCCACACACCACUGGGGAGAAUGUCCACAGCAAUAGACCAGUCACGGCAAUCCACAGAAACGGGGCGUGCUCGGCCGAUCGACAGAUGACAUGAGAGUCGAGGUCCAUUCUCGGCCGCAUGUCAUCCAUCGGGUUAGUGGGCAGCAGGCUGACACUUUUUUCUGCAGCGAUAGGCGUGACACCGUCCACAUAUGGGUAAGGCCGGCAGCGCAGGAGGGCCAGCAUGCUCUUGGUGACGGUGGGGUGGAUGAAGGUAAGGAUGACGACCAUCAUCGUGCCCCGGUUGUCGAGCCACUGCCGCCAUCGGCCGCUCUUGCGGGGCUCCGCUGGGGAAGGCUGGCAAGAGGGCGGCGUCACUGGCUCGGUUCGUGAGUUCUCUUGGAAGGUGACCGAUCGCUGGCGAGGGUCCUGUGCGGCGGUUUCGUCUUCUUUGCCGUUGGUCACAGAUGGCGGCACCGAGAGGGCUCGGAGGUGGGUGUCGGCGGCCAAUGAGGUCGAUCCGUCGCUGUCAACGCGCCUUCUUGCCCUGAAUGCAUUACGCACUCGGUCAAACCCGCCUGCUGCAGCCACGACACGGGCCAGAAACGGCCACCGUGCAUCGCUUUUCAGAGUACUUGUGUGUGGUUACCAAUGAGAGGCACAAUGGCAAGCCAGACGAUUGGCAACCCCAGCCACAUUGCGUGGCGAUAGAGCACGCACUUGUCGCCCACAUAUGGCCUCAGCAGACACUCCCAUAUCUGGUAGCUUUGCGGACGCCGCCACUCCAUGCGAAGAAGGGGCCGACCAGUGAGGAUAUCUCGUCGCCCCAGAGGGACUCGUCGAACACGAGGAAGGCCAAACCGCACACCUGCACUCACGUACGGCAACAAGAUACACGCGAUGGAAUGUGGGUGCAUAUGUCGGUCUGUCUUUCCUCUUACUGCGGUGAUGUGUGAGAGUCCGAUUUUGAUCAGCUGCGAGGGCACCUCAGCACGCAGAGAUGUCCCCGCCCUGAACAGAAACACGGGCAGCACGGAGGUCGACACACACAGGAGACGCAAAGGUCGAUUGACGGCCUCGCGUGAGAGGUACACGGCUGCAUGCUGACCGUUCCGCGAGUGCUGUCAGGAUGAAGAUGGCAAUCAGAGUGGCCACGAUGAGUAGCAGGUUGAUGAGAACAAUCACCCACAGCGGGGCACAUGGGGCGCACGGCUGCUGGGGCGUGUGACGCGAGAAACCCGUCUUGCACCGGUUGCAUACGAAUCCCUCAUGCCCCUCCUGACAAAACGACAAGGCAGACGAGCAUAAGACUGGCAACUGUCAGAGUGAUGUAAUGGGCUCCUACCGAGCAUAUGUUAAGUCCAUUCAUCCUGUUGGUGCCUUUGCAGGCGGAGGGCAAUGGACAGCGCAUAACGACGGGAAGCAGAGUCAGGCCAGAACCAUACCUGAAUAGAGCACACCCCGUCUGCUGGAUCUUACUCAAUUGCGGCACUCGCUGUUCACCCUUACGUCGUCACUUCUCGUGUGCCGUUCUUGUACGAGUCGUUAGAUUGCAGCUGGACAGUGAGCUGGAAGAAGCCCGGCAGCACACUCGCAUUGUAGUUGACGGGAACAGAGCAGUUCAACCCAGGCAAACAAUCCCGGCAGGUCCAUGUGACGCGACUCCCACCAGCACCGCCCUUUUCGGAAUUGUGUACGCCGACAGAUCCAGCCGUGCACGGCGCACACGGUUCGUCGUCGCGCUUCUCAUAAGCAAGGGGACAAAAACAUUUUGUUGAGCCCUCAUCGGACACUGUAAGCACAUACUCAUAGACCAACAGACCAGCAGUGAAAGUCGCAAGAGUGAUCGUCUUGUGCCUGUCAUGUCUCUCACCUGCAUCAUCGGGACAGUCCUUGCAUGUUUUGGUGCCGAUUUGUCUGUUGGAGAACUUGUUGGGUGGGCACUUGGCGCACAUCAUGCCGACGCCCUCGUAGCCGCCCACACACCGACAUAGCUUCUCAGAGUUAAAGGUGUCGUCUACCUGUGCGUUGCGUCAGACAGACACAACACGCAUACGUACCCGGAUGCACACUAAUGGGUGGAUCUGUAUGGGGAUGACUGACCUCAAUCUGGUGGAAAAUGGAGCAGAACUCGGUGCAUUCGUACUCGCCCUCCUCGCCUUCUAUGCCACGCACCAAGUAACCUACACGUAUAUCACAUUCACCACACAAACAGUAUGUAUGCCAAGGAAGUGAAUUGGUUCGUGCACUUGCCUUGUGGAUCGGGCACCAGGGGCUUCGAAGUGCUCAUCCGGCUGAAGUUCUUCCGCAAAUCCUGGUCAGAGGUACCACACGCAGAGCACACAGAGGAACGGUAUGAGUGCAUUGCGGGAAGAGGAAGGAAAAUGGUGUGUGGAUCGCUCACUAACUGACCUCGAUAUCCGUGUCGGUGACCGCGGCAAACCUCAGGUCGGGGUUCUCGGUGAAGCGGGCGUAUUCGACAUCGAACACGUCCCACUCGCCGUAGCCGGUAGCAAUCGUCACGAGGGAGUUGUUGUGGAAAUCGGCGUGGUUGAGCUUUUCCAGCCUCACGCCCCCCGUGUCGAUGGCCGUGAUGCUGUUGUCCCUCAUGUGCACUGACGCCAAGCUGGGAAAACCCCACAAUGUUUGCAGCAUCGCGUUCGACAACUGCAUGGAGGAACAAACCCACACAGACGGGAGAGUGCCCACUCAUCAGCGUUUGUUCGGCAGGAGUGGGAGGGGGGGGUUACCGAUAGCCCCUGGUCAAGCGUGCGAAUGUCGAAGCGCUGCACUUCCUGGGGGUUCAACGCGACAAAGGACUCGCAACGCAUCGCGCCGUAGAGGCCGCAAUUCGCCGCAGUCAGCACCAUCAAGCUGACAGGAACACACACAGGCAGAAGGUCGAUUUCAGUCGUGGAAACCGACACAUGCAAGGGAAGAUUGCAUACAAGCAACAUACUUCUUUCUGCCACUUGAGCGGCAUUAGGAAGUCGGUGACGUCGACAUUGAUGGGGUUGUUCGAGACGUCCAGGUCGGUCAGCGAGCCCCAGUCGGGCGGGGCGACACGCGGAUCCAGCAGCUGCCGCAUCACGUUCGAGUCUGUUAGAAUCACGCACAUGACCAUGCAUCACCACCUGCCCGCCUCUGCCUCUCUCUCUCUCUCUGUGUGUGUGUGUGUGUGUGUAUGUGUCUGUGUGUGUCGGGAGCUCACUGAGUUGCCCCAAUUGGCAGAAUCCAUCCGGGGUGCGGCCCCAAAUGGGCCAGCCUGUCCGGUUGAUACGAUUGUUGGCGAGGUAGAGCGUCUCCAGGCUGGGCAUCGACCGAAAGCCCUCCGGCAGCGCCGUCAGCCGGUUGUCGCGCAAGUCCAGGUAACGCAACCUGUUUAUCAAGACACACAAAGACCAUCCAUCUAUCCCUCAUGUCUGUCUAUCUGUCUGUCUGUCUGUCUGUUCAUUGGCCUGGUGGCUUACGAUCGUGGGAUGGAUCCAUUGCCGGAGAAUCCCGUUAUAAGGUUGCUGUGGAGAUCGGCGUACUCAAGGUUGGGGAAGACGGACAGGUCGGGCGAUAACUCGAAAAGGUUGGAGUGGACGUCCAGCCGACGGAUGCUCUCGUAAACUGGCCCACUGAGGUUACGGCCCACCAAACCCACCAGCCUGACACACCAGCCAUCCAUCCAUCCAUCCACAGUAUGUCGGCGGGUGGCGCUCCGCACCUACCGGUUGUUGGAUCCAUCGAAUCUGGUGAGGUUCUCAAAGCUCUCAAAGCCGAAGGGCAGAUGGCCACCAAACUGACACACAGCCACCAACAGCACAGACACAAGCAUUUGCCAAGUGCCCUUCCCCUUUGUGUGCCUUUCUUGCUCACCGAGUUGUUGGACACCCGCAGCGCCUCGAGCGACGUGAGGUUGCUCAGCGGCUCCAGAGUGCCGGAGAAGUUGUUGUUGCGCAAGUCGAGAUACUUGACUGACCUCCAGCCACUCAACGUGUCCGGCAGCGUACCGGAAAGCUGCAUACACAAACAACAAUUGUGGACAGGGAGAGUGCGUCAUUGUGUGUGUGUGUGUGUGUGUACCUGGUUGUAAGCGACCGUGAGUUGUUGCAGCUUGCUGAGCUGCCCCAGCUCCGGUGGCAUCGGCCCGCUGAAGCCCGGCCACUGCCUCUCCAGACUCAGAAACGUCAGGUUGGCCGCAUUGCCCAGGGAAGCCGGCACUGGACCGGAAAACUGAUGACAGAGAGAGAAACAGGCAGUUGUUGACAUACACAGGCAUUCUCAAAUACCCAUCUGCGCUUAUGCUGGUUGUGCUCUGCCUUACCCUGUUGAACGACACAUCCAGCUGUCGCAGGCUGUCCAUCCUGGUCCCCAGUCCGUCCGGCAGCGGCCCACUGAACCGAUUGUUGGUCAGAAGCAGCACCCGCAGCCGCCUCAGCUGCACCAGCGACCCGGGCAGCUCACCACUCAGCUCGUUAUUGGCCAGCGUCAGCUCGUCCAAGCGGGAGAGGGUGCCCAGGUCGCCAGGCAGAUGGCCCGAGAGGCCGGUGCCAUCGGGCUUCAGUCGGGUGAGGUUGCGGCAAGACGUUACACUGGCGGGGAAGGGUCCGUCCAUCUCCUUGUUGUCCCAUAUCUCCAGGACGCGUAGCCUCCUGAGAUUUCCGAUGUCUUCAGGGAUAGACCCUGAGAAGCUCGUCGAUGUUAGUGUGAGGGCCUCGAGGCGUGGUAGACUGGUGAUGGAGGGUGGGAUGGAACCGUUGAGGGCAUGCAUCUCCUGCUGAAUGUACAGGCCCUUGAGAUACGACAGCUCGCCGAUAGUGGUGGGAAGCGGCCCUGCCAAGGGGCCCUGGUAUGGACAAACAGCACAGACACAAACAUGUGGGUGGAUGAAGGAGCUGAUGUGCGUAUGAGAUGCAGCUCACCGCUCCCAACAGGACGAGGGCGCGUAAAGAGGUCACUUUGGAAAGCUCAUCGGAAAGCGUCCCCUGCAUGGGCACCUGGUAGGACCAGAGGCACAUCACGUGCCGCAGCCGAUAGAAAGCAUCCGAAAAGACGAGAGGCCUCCCCCGUCGCUGCUGCAAGAUCCCCGGUACAUUCGAUAUCUCUCUGUCGCCGGGAAACCCCGUCAGAACGAUCAGGUAGCCCUCUCGCGGGCCGCCGUCCGCCAGCGCCUCGCUCAGCCGCACACAGGUGAUGAAGGGGACGAUGCAAAGCUUGUCCUCGAAGAUGGAUCUCGUCUCGUUGGGAGCCAACCCGGCCUCGUGAGACCACUCAAACAAUGCGGCCGCAUCCUCUCGGCACGAAUCGCAGCUGACAAGCUCUUCCAUCUCGGUGUAGGGGAGGAUGUUGUCGCCUCGCUGCACUGCAUCAUCGGUCACCACAUCGGCCGGGCGGAAGACGAGAGAGAGCUGCAGAAGCUUCAGCCGCCUGGGAUCACGCCAGCCUGGAGGGAGGUCAGGGGAUGGAUCCGUCUCAUUGGCGGCCUGGAGGAUCCGCUGCAGGGGCGAUGACGCCGCCACCGACGAUAAGACGGUCAAAAAGAGGACAGAUGGCAACAUCACGAUCACGUCGGCGCAGCGAGAUCAGCAAAUGUCAUCGUCAAAACCUCCGCCUGAGCCGCGAAGGAGAGCCAGGCCUCCUCGCCCUGCCCUCCUCGUGCACCGCAAGCCCG
Molecule: messenger RNA, 8271 nt
Organism: Vitrella brassicaformis
Lineage: Eukaryota; Vitrellaceae
Source: the annotation of a GenBank genome assembly